This is a messenger RNA of Nymphalis io (European peacock), 8257 nucleotides long. RefSeq names its product zinc finger protein 628-like. Lineage: Eukaryota; Metazoa; Arthropoda; Insecta; Lepidoptera; Nymphalidae. The record is from RefSeq and is a predicted model, not a curated record. Gene Ontology annotation, cellular component: nucleus. Bases 1044 to 3074 code for a protein of 676 amino acids. The transcript is spliced from 10 exons.
UGUUGAAAGUGCCUGCGCGCAGCACUACGCCGCAAAACAAUGGAAACGCACCGGCAAAUUUCGAAAAUUUCGAACUGAAAUUCCUUAAUUGAGAACGCGCCAACCAUCCCCGAAAUACAACGGUGCGGAACUGUGUUCGAUAUUCGAAAAUGUGACUAAUUUUUUUUUUAAAUCAAAACUUUUUAGAAAAUUCGAAUUUUACGCUUUGAAUUUUUUGUUAUAUAAAAAUAACGUUUCGUAAUCACAAGAAAAUGUAAAAUUACGCAACGGUCGUAAAAAGUGUGCGAUUUUUUUGUCGAUAAAGAUUUUGGCGCGCAUUUCUCUUGACACGGCCAUAUUGGUUUGUGUCGAAAAAUGCAAAAAGUAUAGACGAUAGUUUGAUAUGUGAUCAACGAAAUUGGACUUUUGAGUGUUGGACAAGACGAAGAUCCGUCGUGUAGCGGCGCGCAAUAUCGCAUGAAUUCGUUGUGACCAUACGCCCGAAACUGGAAUUAAUGUUGAAGUACUUCAAUGAGAACAUAUCCCUAGCGCUCCAGGAGAGGUACAGGGACCUCCAUGAGUAUCGGAAGGCGGAAGUAGAGGACUCACCGAGGGAGGCAAAAGUACCAAAAAUAGCGGAGGAAGGCGAGGCGGUCGGCGGCGAGGGCGCUUUCGAGCCGGGCGCCGCGCCGCCGUUCCCUCGGCUCCUGGAGCCGCCUAAGGAGGAAGACAACUUUGUGGCCAGCUGGCUACACAACUCCUUUAAGAUGACGGCCGCAGAAGGCAACGAGGCAGCCGCAGGAGGCAGCGCACUAGAUCUUCGCGCCGCCCCCUUAUCCCUGCAUAUACCUGCGCUGCAGACUGAGGCCCAGAGGUUUAAGAUGCAGGACUUCUGGAACAGAAGCCGACCAGGAUCACCAGUGCAGGAACAGGUGGAUCACAACCAACCUGGUCCAGCACCUCCCACACCUCAGCCGUCUGCCACACCUGACCACAAGAUCCUGACCGAGAAACUCGUUAGUGAAAUUCAGCAACAGUAGCAGUCACCAUCCGCAGAUUCUACGAUGAGCGAGCGAUCACUUGUGCCUUUCGCGCUGGUAAAUUUACUAUCAUCACUCAAUAAUGUCGAUCCGCAGCAGUCGCCGUCCGGGGAAGCCCCGCUGGGCGACCGCAACGUGCUGCCCUACGCAUUGGUAAAUUUCCUGAAUAGCCUCAAUAUCGAUCAACAAGCGAGAUCCGGCCAGAGUAUCAGCGAGAGAACGCUAGAAGAAUGCUGGUCGACACUUCAGCGAAUCUUCAUGCACAAGAACGCAAUGCAGAUGCACGCGAGGGAGCUGCAACGUGGCUUGGGUGGUGAGGUGAAACCACACCAGUGCCAGCAGUGCCUGAAAUCAUUCAGCUCGAACCACCAGCUGGUCCAGCACAUCAGGGUUCACACGGGCGAGAAGCCCUACAAGUGCUCAUACUGCGACAGACGGUUCAAGCAAUUGAGCCAUGUUCAGCAACACACGCGAUUACAUACAGGCGAAAGACCUUAUAAAUGUCACCUACCAGAUUGUGGAAGAGCCUUCAUACAGCUAUCCAAUUUGCAGCAACAUCUGAGGAACCAUGAUGCUCAGGUGGAAAGGGCCAAGAACAGACCCUUUCACUGUAACAUUUGUGGCAAGGGAUUUGCAACUGAGAGCAGUCUAAGAACACAUACUGCCAAGGUCAGUAUUGAUGAGCUUCAGCUGCACCUUGGUGUUUUGCAGCAACAUGCGGCACUCAUGAUAGGUGGUGCCACCGCAACACCAUGCCCAAUAUGCCACAAAGUCGUUUUCGGGGGCGAAGCCCUUGUUGAACAUAUGAAGAACACCCACAAGGACCCGAACGCGUCCGGCGUUGCGAGUCCGCCCGCCACAUCACCGUACCCAGCGCAAGCUAAACCUGUUGAUCCUUAUAUAGCGAAGCGGCGUACUGCGAACCAUCCAUGUCCAGUUUGUGGGAAGCAUUACGUUAACGAGGGUUCAUUGAGAAAGCACCUUGCCUGCCAUCCAGAGACACAACUGACUAGCGGACUGCGGAUGUGGCCCUGUUCCGUCUGUCAAGCCGUGUUCACACACGAGAGCGGUCUUCUCUCCCACAUGGAGCAUAUGAGAAUGGAACCUAAACAUCAGUUCGCUGCGCAGUACGUCCUCUCAAGAGCAGCCGCAGAAAGACGAGAAAGAGAUAUUAUCGCAGCCGUUUCAGCAUCUGCGGGAGGAUCAGGCCUUCUCAAUCUGGCCCCUCCUUCACCAGCACAUUCUGAUUCAUCAUCGAAUGGCCGUCUCUCAUCAUCAGCGGGAUCCGAAGCAGGAGCUGCGGUAAAUAAACUUUCCGAUUUACUACGUUCUGCAAAUAACGGUCACCAGGCAUACGGAGAUGAAAGAGUAGCAGCCAUCGCAGCAGCUGCCGCUAACAUGAUGGCGCAACCAGGAGAAGGAGCAAAUGCGGUACAAGUUGCUGCUGCUAAUUUAGUUACAGCUAUGCGUCAACAACUAGCCAGAGAGCCGCCAGUGCAACCACCUCCUGAAACACCUCCAGCUCCAACUGAAGCCGCUCUUAGAAUCCAACAGGCUGAAGCUCUAUUACGAAGUCAAGCAGAGGCAUUAAGAUUAGCAGUUUCUCAAGCAGCAGCAGCCCAUAGCAAUGAAAGUCCAAGUCCGCUAAGACACAAUGGCGGCUUCCCUCCAACGAAUGACGCGAGUGGACAGUUAUCUCCUGAAUUGGUGGAAGCGUUUAGAAUCGCUCAGGAAGAAAGAUUGCAACAGGCCUUGCGGUUGCACGAUCCAAGGAUGUUGGGUUUCAAUUUACCGUCACCAGUUCAGCAAGCUGCUCAGCAGGCAGUGGCCGCUCAGCAGGUGGCUCAGGCACAAGUUCAGGCCGCUCAGGCGGCUCAAGCUGCUCAAGCUGCGCAAGCCGCUCAAGCCGCCCAGCAGGUUGUACAACAACAGCAACAAAUGCAACAGGCUGCCCAAGCUGCCCAGCAAGUCGUGCAACAACAGCAACAAAUGCAGCAGGCUGCCCAGCAAGCCGCACAGCAAGCUGUCCACCUCCAACAAAACCCUCAACCAUGAAAAUUCAGCUAUUACUAAUCCGACGCGAUUUCGGUUCCUAACUUCUUAUCGCGAAAACUAAAUUUAUAUGAAAAAAAAAUUAAAAAUUAAGUUUUUACUAUUUUCGGUAAACGAAAUGAGAAAUUUAUUUUCGACGGAGCGUGAAAUGAAAUCGCCUCUGAUUAGUAAUUGUGUUCGUUUUAUUACAACAGUGAUGUUUUUCUCUUUAAGCGAAAUUAACUUGUUUUUCUAUACCGAAUGAAAUUAUAUUAUGAUAAAUAAUACUAAAACUUAGAUAGAACUAACUGUUGUAAAUAGGAGCGUUUAGCGGAAACAAAUAUUCGUGUAAAUAUAAAAAAUUACGUUAUAAAAUAGUCGAAUGAACAAAGUGGAACGAAAACUCGCCGAACAAAUAAUUAGCUGUAGAGAAUAGUGUCAGUGCAAUCUUCAAUAAAUAUUUGUUUGGUUGUUUGAGUGUUUAUUAUAUUUAUUUUUUACUAGCUUUAUCACAGAACGAUGUAUUUUUUAGCUUAGUACAAACUUUUGGAUGUGCCAAACUGUUUUAAGCACGUUUUAUCGCAUUUAGCGAGUCUCUGCAAUAUUUAGUUGCAUUAAGUUUCCAAAUAAUAUUUUUAUUCUAUAGAAAUCGUUUAACAUAUUACGUUUUAACUUUCACGCAAUAACACGUCUCAUGCUAGUCAAGUUUUGAACGCACAAAAUGUUCUAUUUUCAAAUUAAUAUCGAAAUUUUUUACUUUUUUUUCAUAUAUCUGUUUUUUUUCUUGGCUUAUAAUUUUAUUUAAAUGCCAUAUUAGUGAUAAUUGUAAAUACGUAGGCACUUUAGACAAUGUUGAUGCGUCUGUUUAUUAUUAUUUUUAAAAGAAAAUUAAAAUAACAAUUUAUUUUAUUAUUAAACGGUUAUUAUUUUUGACGAAAAAAAAUCUAAUUAUUUACAAAUUAUUUUUAUUUUGUAUAGGUGUAAAUAAAUAUAUUGAAUAUUAUGUUUUUUUCAUAAGACUGCCGUUAUUUUUCUUUUCUUUAUGUAAAUAAAUACGUGAUUGUUCAUGAAAUAAUAAUAAAAAUAGCGAUUAUUCACUGAAUCGAUGACAUCGUCGACCGACGAACGCCUAAUUGGACUUCGUCGAAUACUAAAAUCAUUUUCGACGAAAAUAGUCUUGGAUGGACUACAAACACGAGACAUUCUUCAACACGGACUCAGACACAGCCCAAAUAAUAUAUUUAUUUUCAUUUUACAUUAAUCAAAUAAAUAAACAAUAGCCCGAAUCAUUUUUAAAUGAUAAACGAAGCACUAAGCUUCAAUCAAUACAAUGGUAUACAGUUGCCCGAACAGUAGUUUAAUAGUUCACGAAAAAAUUGCAAGAUCGUCCUAUUACGAAUGUUCUAGAACGAUUCUGCAAUCAUAUAAGAAUGUCAAGUGUUGCCGAAUAUUAAUUCUUUUAAUAUUAUCAUCGUGUAUUAUAAUUAAGUGUCGAUUCUUGCGCAUAUGAGCGCACCAGCGCACAUGUGCGCAAGAAACGAGUAAAUAAUAUAAUCGUAACAUAGGUCAAGUUAUCGUAAGCUGAUUUAACGUAUAUAAUUAUUUCAUUCUUGAAUUAAUAUUGGAAUUUCGUCAAACAGUAACAUUUACAUAGCAUACUUCAUAAUGUGUAAUGUCACUGUUAUGAGAUUUCAAUGUAAAUAAUAAAAAAACCACAAUGCAAUAGCCCGAACUCGUUUACGUUUAAGUCGUAAUUUUUACGUUAUGAGAGUAAUAUUUUGAUUAUUGUUUUCGAUUAAGAAUUUUUUAUUUAUUAAAUACAAAACUUUUCGGCCGAUGUUUUAUUAUAAUUUGGAGUGUAUUGGACGGUACGACGCGAAGGGUUACCCGAUGAUGAUUAUGUUUUCUAGGAAACGUGAAAUCUCACAUUUGGACUCAAAACUGAAAUAUUUCGACUGAUAUUACACAAAACGAAACAAACAAAAAAUAUAUAUAUGGAAAUUAAAAAAAAAUAUUCCAACAAUCGCAAUAAAAAAAUAAGUGAACGGAUCGCUAUUUAUGUAAAAAUUUUCACAUAAAUUUAAUAUAUAAAUAAAUUUAAUAUAACAACAGAAAAAAAGUUCCUAUGAAUAUUGUAUAAAUGGUAUUGUUUUAAAUUUAGGUCGUAGUAGAUGGAAAAAAUUUAUGGACGUUUGGUAUUUUUAAAGUUAUAAAUAAUCCAUCGUGUUAAGGAACUAACUCGUGACUGCCGAGUUGUACAAAAAUAAAAAAAGCACGGAUCAAGUAUCCUAAAUUUAGAUAUUUAGAGCAAAAGUUACGUUUCCAAGAAAGUGUUCAAUUCAAUCAACAUUUAUGUGAAUACAUGAGGAAUAUUUGUAAAAAAAAAACCGUAUUUUCGAGAUAAUAAAAUUUUAAUAUUAGAUAAGGACUUUUUGAGUAAAUUAAAAAGAUUAUUAGGAGAUCUUAAUGUACUCACACAAAUGUCGAACAAACGUAUUUUCUGUGAUCAUCGAAAAGGAAUAGUAAUAAACUAACAGAUCGUGUCUGCGAGUUGUCAGAAAUUACUUUAAGUUUUUGAAGGUUACAUUUUUUAAUGUUAAAACGAAAAUAAGGAAGAUGAAAAAAAUUUUUUCUACAUUUAUUUUACGAUGAAAAAUUCCAUAGAUAAGCUGUGUACAUUUAAUAAUAAAAAUAAAGCCUAAUUAACAGUAAAUGGCCGAUCGGCCGCUUGAAACGAACAUUAGGAGGAUGUACUUGAUCACUUUCUUUACAAUUACAUCUUUCUAAUUCGUUAAUUAGUAUCAAUAGUACUGGUUUAUGUUAAAGUCACUCUUCAAAACGGAAAAUCACUGGAUUUUUCGAAACGAUGCGCUGUUGGUGUAGCUACGAUGGAUAUGACACAAUCUUAUAUGUUGUAGUUUAAUUGGCGUUUAAUGUUUAAAAUAAUUGUUUUACAAUUUUUGUUACUAGGAAAAUAAGUUGAUCAAUUUUGAAACAAUAACAUCGUUAUUUCAUACUAGAAAUAAUAAAUAACAGCGAGAGAUGUGUUUUGUCUUCACAAAAUUUUUGUAAAUUGUAUUAAAAAUUACGCAGGAGAUAAAUUUUAAAUAUGUUACAUUUUGAAAAAAAAAAAGAGUUUAUUGACUUUUAAAUAUUAUAAACAAAAAAUAUAUCUCUCGCUGUUGUUAUAUCGUGGUAUGAUGGAAAUUCAAAUGCAACGAUUCUGUUUUCAGACGAAACCAAAAACGACCGAUAAACAAAUCGUGGCAAAAAAACGCUCACGGUCUAUUACGAAAAUAAUCAAUAAAAUAAUCCGUUAAAACGAAAAUGAACACAAAGGAUUUGACAAUAAAUAAAAAUUUUAUGGAUUAAUAUCGUAAUAGAUCAAAACAAUUCGCGUUUUCAACUUGCGAUUACAUUACAUUUUUUAUUUAAAGUUAAAUUACAUUUCUGAACUUGCACGUUCACGCACACUAGUGCACACAUCGUGCAAGGUUGGAAAUGUGAGAAAUUGUUAAGUUUUUAAAUAUAAAUUGCUGUUGAUUUGAAUUAAUCAUCCUUAUUGAAUGUUAAUGUUUAUGAUUUAACGCUUCAUAGUUUUUGUUAAUUAACAGCUUGUUUUAAAUAAUAUUUAGUCAAAUAUACACAAUUAUUAAUCGUAAUUUAAGCUUAGACAGGAUAGCCAGGUUUUCAAUUCAUAAUUCACAUAGUAGUAAUUUCAUGUAUCUUAUAAAGUAAGUUAGUAAUUAAUGUAAUGUAAUUCAGGGCUCUUUUAUAAAACUCCGUUAUAUAAAGAGGUGUAUUUUUUAUAAACGGGUCCAGAGAUAACAUGUACUAAGCAAAUACUUAUUCCAGAAUUGCUUACUCCGUGUCGUCUAUGUAGUAACAACGAAUAAAAAAAAAACAAAUAAAUACAAAAAAAAAUACUUGUACUUAAACGUACUUAAAUAUUAUAGUUAAUGAAUCUCCGUAUUGAUGUUUAAAGGAUAAUAAUCAACAUGAUACGUGUCAUAUCCAUUGAGAUCUUUUUGUGUCAUUUUUUUUAAUAUUUUGAACGAGUAAUAUUUUUAUUAUCUGUGAAUUUUUUAAUGUGAAAACAUUUACGUUUUAUAACAUAAUUGAAUUUGGAACUGAUUCAGAUGUAUUUGGUUUACAUUUUCAGUUUGAAAAUAUUGUAUUCUUUUUUUCACUUUACAAAAAAAAAACAUUUAUUUAAUAAAAAAUGCUUGGAAUGUUUGUUAAUCAAAAUUAAGCCAACAGCGCAUUUUAAACAACAUAGCCUCAUAAUGUCACGUGGGCAUUAACGUUGUUCUUAAAGCACUGAUUACAAGCAAAUUAACAAAAAAUAACUGAAAACCGUUUUCAUAAUCUUUGCUUGCUUUUCAUAAAAAUAAAAAUUUGAGUAUUUUUUUCCAAUUGGUGUAUUUCUAGUCUUAUUUUUAUACAAUUUCUACAUUUUAACUGUCGUGCGAAGUAUAAAAAAUUGAAAAUGCGAAUUAGGAACACUUUUUGGACGAUAUUGUACCUUAUUAUAAACGCUAUGAAGUUUAAAAUUGUAAAUUAAUGGAAAAAAAAUUCAAAAUUAAGUAUCUAUUUGGCGUAAACUGUAAAAUUGUUUAGACAUUAGAAAUAAAAAUUAACGAUUAGGUAGGAGUCGAAAUUCAAGUUUGGCGUUUAUGUAAUGAUUGGUAAAUUAUAAAAAAAAAUGUAAAUAAUUUAGGCAUGUGAUACGGUCGUGACUUGGCUCGGACUUAUCAUACGAUGUACCUAAGUCAUAAGACAAAUACUGAAAAAAAUUAGCUUCAUAAACACGACAAAAUUAAUUUCUUAUUUGUAUUUUUUGUAUAGAUAACGUAUGUUAAAAUUAAUUUCUAGUUACGUUAAAUUUUUCGAUGCCAUGUUUUGUUUAGUGUAAGCCGCAAUGUGUUUAUUGAAUAUUAUAUUUUUAUAGAGGUUAUAUUUUUUCGUACUCUAUUCGUAACUAAUACGAAACACUAUGUAUUUAAUAGUUAAGUUUUAGUGUUGAAUUAUGUUAUGCAAUAUUUUUAAUUUACUAUUUACUUGAACAAAUUUAACACAUUAAUUUUAUGUUAAAAUUAUUUUUAACAACGGAAAAUGCUUACUGUGUCAUUAAAAUGAGAAUAGUAACUAUUAUUGCCGAAACGGUUAGCUAUAAUUAUUUUAAAAAAUAAAAAGGAUGAUUCAUA